GCCGUUCCAUGGAUUGAUAUCACGGCCAAUUCCGUCACACUGCUCGCUUCCUUUUUUAUUCCGCCUCUUGUUCACCGUAGCCUUCCUGUUCGUUUCUUCCUUGGUUUCCUGCCUUCCCUUCCGAUCGCAACAUGACGAAAGAACGAAACGGUGAGCCAGUCGGCGACAGGCGUAAACAGCAGCAGAAGAGGAACAUGAAGAAGAGGAUGCGGAUGGGGUGCGGCUCGAUGGUGGGUUCGGAGCGCUGCGUCUCCUGCACCACCUUCAACAUUCUGGCGCCGAUCUACAAACGGCUCAGCGAGGGGGUGAGCAGCCCAUUCUUCGGCUUCGGAUCGUGGGAGAGUCAGUGCAGGGUGUAUUGGUUGAGCCGGAACGAGAGGAUCAUCGACAGGCUCUUGGGCGAUCGUUCCUCCAUAAUCUGUCUCCAGGAGGUCUGGCUAGGGAAUGAUGAGCUCGUUGAUAUGUAUGAGAAGAGGCUAGGCGAUGCGGGUUAUGUCUCUUUCAAGCUCGCUCGGACGAACAACCGUGGCGAUGGUCUCCUCACCGCUGUUCAUGGGGACUACUUCAAGAUUCUAAACCAUCAGAAAUUGCUCUUUAAUGACUUUGGAGAUCGUGUUGCCCAGCUCUUACAUGUUGAAUCGGUUGUUCCUUUUUGGCAUGGGCAAAAAAGCAGUGUCCAGCAACAAGUCCUCAUUGUGAAUACCCAUUUAUUGUUUCCUCAUGAUUCUAGCUUGUGUAUAGUUCGUUUGCAACAGGUAUAUAAGAUACUUCAACAUAUAGAAACAUAUCAGAAAGAGCACAAUCUUGAUUCUGUGCCUAUCAUACUCUGUGGUGAUUGGAAUGGAAGUAAGCGUGGGCAUGUUUACAAGUUUCUUAGAUCCCAAGGGUUUGUAUCAUCAUAUGAUACCGCUCAUCAGUACAGUGAUGUCGAUGCCCACAAGUGGGUAAGCCACCGAAAUCACCGUGGGAACAUAUGCGGAGUUGAUUUUAUAUGGCUUCUAAAUCCAAAUAAAUACAGGAAACCCUUGAGAACUAGCUGGAAUGAAGCUGUUUUUGGCAUUAUCAAGUAUCUUCUGCGAGCAGCUUCUCUUGCAGAGGAUAAUGCAUUUGCAUUCCUUAAGGUGGACAGUCCUGGUGAUUACAUUACCUACUCUGGUUUCUGUCAAGCACUCCAUCAGCUAGGUGUAGCUGGCCAUCCUCAUGGUCUUAGCCCUGACGAUACCAAGGAUUUAUGGAUUCAGGCUGACACUGACAGGAAUGGUGCUGUGGACUAUGAGGAAUUCCAGCAGCGAAUUUGGAGUCCCAAGUGUCGGGAACCUUUAGAGGAGCAAAUAGCUGUGGAAACAAGAGGAACACAAGCAAGAGAAGGGGGACAGCUGGCCUUUGGUUUUAACGUGAAGGAUGCGGUCCUCUUCCCGCCGGAGGUCGAGCAGGGGACAUGGCCAGAGAAUUACUCUCUUUCCGACCAUGCACCAUUGACUGUUGUAUUUUCACCUGUAAGGAUUCCUUGUGGUCAACCAGUUUGCUAAGUAAGCACUGAUCUAAGGUGCAAUGUAGGUCCAAAUGCACUGCCUGUUCAAUGUAAAGCUUGCAGAGAUGAGAGUAGGAUACUUGAUCUUAUGUACUUGUAGCUAAAAUGAGUAUGCGAAACAGUAGAGCUUUUGGAUAGUCUUCUGAGAGAGAUGUUUUUGUUCUCUGUCAAAAAGAAACCAUUUUUAAUGUCAUAAUAUGGAAUAAUACUCUAUGAUUCUUUGCCUUCCCUACCGGCUAG
Molecule: messenger RNA, 1771 nt
Organism: Musa acuminata AAA Group (dessert banana)
Lineage: Eukaryota; Viridiplantae; Streptophyta; Magnoliopsida; Zingiberales; Musaceae
Exons: 11
Coding region: 132-1529 (465 amino acids)
Molecular function (GO): 3'-5'-RNA exonuclease activity; calcium ion binding
Source: RefSeq, a predicted model, not a curated record